UAAAAUUAAAUAAACAACAAAAAUUGUGUGCACUGUUGUGUAAAAACUUUGAAUUAUAUAACGUAAUCGCAUACAAUAAUAAAGCAGUGAUCCGUCACACAUAAGACCAAUAGUACCAUUUGGUCCAUAUAUUCAUUGACAAUAAUCCUCAUCCUUGACAGUAAUGCCUGUCGACGACAAACCUAUUCGUAGAGGCAGUCGGGCCAAGACUGGAGACGAUGAGGAAGACAUCAUGACGAAGGACUUGGCUGAAGAUGCCGUCUGGAAAAAAAUACAACAAAACACAUUUACCAGAUGGGCUAAUGAACACUUAAGAACAGUCAAUAAGUUUGCCACUGAUUUGGGAACCGAUUUCUCCGAUGGUCUGCGACUCAUAGCACUGGUCGAAGUGUUAUCCGGCAAGAAGUUACCGCCGUAUAACAAGAGACCAAAAGUCAGGGCACAGAAGCUCGAGAAUGUCAAUAUUGCCAUACAGUUCCUUAAGAAUCAGGAAAAGAUCCGUAUUGUCAACAUUGAUAGUAUAGAUGUAGUCGAUGGAAAAGUAAAGUUAAUAUUAGGUGUGAUGUGGACAUUGAUUUUACACUACUCUAUAUCAAUGCCGAUGUGGGAGGGAGAGGAUGAGUCAAUGUAUAAGGAGAAGGGCGGACCCACACCGAAGCAACGUUUGCUUAAAUGGGUUCAAAAUAAAGUACCCGACGUUCCCAUAAACAACUUUACGACUGACUGGAACAAUGGUAAAGCUAUCGGUGCAUUGGUUGACGCGUGUGCUCCCGGUCUCUGUCCUGAUUGGGAACGUUGGAAGCCUGAAGACGCUCUUAAAAAUGCUACGGAAGCCAUGAAAACUGCCGAACAAUUUUUAAGUGUUCCUCAACUCGUCACACCUGAAGAACUUACAAAUCCCAAAGUGGAUGAGCUUUCAAUGAUGACAUAUUUGGCACAAUUUCCAAAAGCAAAACUCAAGGACGGAGCGCCAACUCGUCCGCGACAUAAUCCUAAGAGAGUCCGAUGUUAUGGACCCGGCAUUCAACCAACUGGUGUCAAUGUCGGCGCUAAAACUAGCUUUACAGUCGACACAUUCAGUGCCGGUCAGGGAGAUGUCCAGGUCUUUCUUCAGGAUCCGUCGGGCAAACAGACUCCGGUUGAGGUCAAGUUUAAUGACGAUCCGGGAAAAACAUAUACCUGUUCCUAUACUGCACAACAAGAGGGGGCACACAAAGUUAUUGUAAAGUUUUCUGGUAAGGAAGUGCCGAAAUCACCCUUUACUGUUGAAGUCAAAGGUGUGGCUGGAGAUCCAUCUAAAGUCAAAUGUGACGGACCAGGUAUUAAGCCUACCGGUACUAAAGUCGGAACGCCUACUACUUUUAAUAUUGACACUAAAGACGCAGGUGUUGGACAGGUUGACGUACAGAUAACUGAUCCAAAAGGAAAGACAAAUUCUGUACCACUUCGAGUUAGACAGGAUGACGACGAUCCUUCAAAAUAUAAGUGUGAAUAUGCACCUCAAUUGGAGGGUCCGCACAAAGUUGAGGUGUUAUUUGCUGGUAAACCAGUACCUCAUAGUCCCUUCAAUGUGAAAGUUGCACCGGCAUGUAAUGCUGAAAAAGUGAGAGCACUGGGACGUGGUCUUCAACCUACUGGCAUACGUGUCAAUGAUAACGCAGAGUUUAAAGUAUUUACUGAGGGUGCCGGAGCAGGAACUCCUGAAGUUAAAGUUUUGGGACCUGAUGGACAACCAAUUAAAGUCAGUGUUAGAAAAUUACCGGACGGUGUGACAUAUGACUGCGAUUAUAAGCCUCUUAAAGAGGGACGUUAUGUAGUGGUUGUUAACUUUGCGGGUCAGGAGAUAUUUCAGAGUCCGUAUGAAGUACAGGUAUCGCCGAUGAAAGAAUCAAAAGUAGUAGCGUAUGGACCCGGUCUUAAAGGCGGUGUUGUUGGACACCCGGCGCGCUUUACUGUAGACACAAAUGGAGAGACGGGAACACUUGGCUUCUCUGUUGAGGGACCAUCGUAUGCCAAAAUUGAAUGCAAAGAUAACGGUGACGGUUCGGCUCAAGUUGAAUACCAUCCAACAGCUCCGGGAGAAUAUGCUGUUCAUGUGACCUGUGAUGGUGAAGAUAUACCUAAUUCACCAUUUAUGCCAAUGGUUAUACCCAAAACUGAUUAUAAUCCCGAUGCUGUUGUUGCAUCUGGACCUGGAUUAGCUCCUAAAGGUGUAGUCAUUGCAACGCCAACUGAAUUUUCUAUUGACACAAAAAAAGCUGGAAAAGCGCCGCUAGACGUGUCUAUUAUGACUAAUUCUGAUUAUAAAGAAUUGCCAAUUAAGUUGACCGACAAUAAGGACGGAACAUUUAAAGCACAAUACAAACCGGAUAAGUUAGGCAAACAUACUGUUCAAGUCAAUUAUGGUGGCGUAGCUGUACCUAACAGUCCUUUCAGAGUCAGUGUUGGUGGUGUUCCCGAUGCUUCUAAGGUAAAGGUAUCGGGACCGGGGGUCUCUAAAGGUGUUAAACCAAAACAGCCAACACAUUACAUGAUUGACACCCGACAAGCAGGUGGUGGUGAAUUGAUCACAACUAUUAAAGAUGAAAAAGGCAAAGAUAUACCAAUUAAAGUUACUGACCUCAACAAUGGUCAAUAUAAAGCCGAGUACACGGCACCUGCACCAGGAAAGUACAAAGUUAGCACUACUUAUGCCGGUAGACCAGUACCCGGAUCACCUGUUGAUAUUAAAGUUACGCCACCCGCCGAUGUCAGCAAAGUUAAAGUGGAUGGACUCGAAACAAACCAGUUUGUCAAUUGUAUCAAUUCAUUCGUUGUGAAUGCCAGUGAUGUUGACAAAGUUGGUGACGGAGCUGUUGAGCCCAUCAUCACUGGUCCUUCAGGAAAGAAGAUUAGCACUCAAGUCGACAAUAACAAUGACGGCACUUAUAAAGUCAAAUAUAUAUUACCCGAUGAAGGCGAAUAUAACUUUGAUGUUAAAUUUGAUGGUCAGCCCAUACCAGGGGCAUCACCGGUCACUGUUAAAGCCACUCAUGGAGCCGAUCCUAAAAGAGUUAAAGCUUAUGGACCGGGACUUGAAAAAGGAUUUGUUAACCAACCAAAUCAAUUCACUAUUGAAACAGUUAAUGCGGGAAAUGGAGGAAUUGGUCUAUCAGUUGAAGGACCUAAUGAAGCAAAAGUCAUGUGUAAGGAUAAUAGAGACGGUACCUGUACUGUGGAAUAUAUACCCGAUGAAGGAGGUGUCUAUGAUAUUGCCAUCAAGUUUGCUGAUAAAAAUAUACCAGGAAGUGUAUUCAAAGUCCCGGUGCAAAGUGAAGUGGACGCCUCAAAAGUUACUGCUUCGGGUCCAGGAGUUGAUCCUAACAAUUGUAGAGCCACCGCAUCACUACCUUUCAAAGUAAAUGCCAAGCGAUCAGCUAAGGCUCCCUUAGAAGUUGCGGUCACUUCAGAUAAGGGACCUAUCGCUCAAAAACCAGAGAUCAAAGAUAACAAAGACGGCACUUAUUCUGUUAGUUAUGUACCACCACCUGAAGGAAGUAAAUGUGAUGUCAAAGUCACUUAUGGCGGUAAAGACAUUGAGGGCAGUCCAUUCAAAAUGAAAGUUAAGAAGAAGUCAGAGCCUAAAAACAUUAAGCUUUCGGGCGCCGGACUCGACAAGAAAGUCACAGCUAGUGUUCCACAAGAGUUCACAGUUGACGCCAAAAAUGCGGGAAUCGGUGAUUUGGAUGUCCAGAUAUUAGGUCCCAAUAAAAAACCUAUGAAAUAUUGGAAGACUGAUUUCCACGAUGGCACUUUCAAAAUUAGAUAUGUACCCGAAGAUGUCGGCCAACAUCUUAUUUCUGUCAAAUAUGAUGGCGAAGAAGUACCAAAUUCACCGAUUACUGUCCAAAGUGAACCAACUGGUGAUAUCAACAAAGUUGAGAUAAAAGGAAAAUUCAAAGAGAAAUUAGCGCCAAAUGAAGAAUAUUCACUAACAAUAGCUGCCGAUAAAGCCGGUGGUAAUGGAGAGGUGACCUGUCGGGUGACACGAGUUCAUUCACAGUCAGAGGCUUCUGAGUCGAGUACCGAACGCACCGAAACACUUCCUGAUGGUACCAUUCGGAUCAUUAAAACAACUAAACGUGAGACCAAAACGGCCACAUCUAAAGAAGUUCAAGAAAAUGUCGACUGCAAAGUCGUGCCCAAAGGUGACGGCACUUUCAGUGUUAAAUAUAAGGUCCGCGAUCCGGGAGAGUAUACCAUUGAGGUUAAAUACGGCGGUCAAGUCGUGCCCAAUGGUGUGUUUAACUUUACGGUGAGUUAGAUAGGAGUUAUGAUUGUGACAACUCUACCAAAUUGACACACAAUUUGUGUCAAAUCUAUUCAAUUGUAUUACUAUUUUAUAAACUUAUUUAAUCUAUUAUUUUCUAAACCUAACAACUAUUAUUAGACACAAAUUACACAAUUCAUUGAAUACGCUAUUUAUUGCUCUUAAAUAUUAAGCUAAUGUAUAAGAAUCUUAUAUUUAUUUUAAUUUUUAUAUUUAUAAAAAUGCCGGCCUUUUGCUACUUAAAAUUUAUACUAUUGCUUAACAUUUUAUUUUCUAGAUUUAAUUUAGAUAUAAAUAAUUAUUAA
Molecule: messenger RNA, 4614 nt
Organism: Oppia nitens
Lineage: Eukaryota; Metazoa; Arthropoda; Arachnida; Sarcoptiformes; Oppiidae
Product: filamin-A-like
Exons: 12
Coding region: 164-4303 (1379 amino acids)
Biological process (GO): actin cytoskeleton organization
Molecular function (GO): actin filament binding
Source: RefSeq, a predicted model, not a curated record